CUUUCUACACAUGGAUCCGCGGACGCCGCGGUCCGCGGAAAACACGUAUAACUUGUAUACCAGUUGGGUCCGUUCGGCUGUCAAAUUCCGCGGUGGGCUGUCAAACCUACCGCGGCGCCUGCUGUUCCGCAGAUUUGUUGAUGUUCAACAAAACUGUGUUUCCGCGGUACCGCGGUUGAUGACAUUUUAUUAUUGUUUACAUCUUGCACGCUGGUGGUUCGUCGUGGUGGUUACAUCUUGCUCGCUAGUGUGAAAUAUCAAUUUUGUCUGUACUAUUUGAACAAAUUGUGUGUACUACUUGAAUAAAAUGGAUUCCAGAUCGGAGCCGAAAGUCAAGCGAAAGACGGUUAACAUGAGUGAGGAGGAAACUUUGGUUUUCAUCGACCUCAUGUUCCGCCACUCCGCCUUAUGGAACCGCCAGGAUGAGCGGUAUAAAAAUUUAAACCGGCGACAGGACGAUUGGGCAGAAAUUUCGGAGCAAACGGGGCAUCCUAUAAAUCGGCUGAAAGAGAAGUGGACGUCUCUUCAGUCGAUUUACAGGAAGUGCAGAUCGGCGCACAAUAAGAGCCUUAUCACUGGUUCCGGUGCCGCUGAAAUUUAUCGCCCGACCUGGUUUGCUUACCGUGCUAUGAGCUUCCUGGAUUCUAGCACAGCGUGUGGAACAACCAUCGAUACCGUAAGUAAAAUCGACAUUCUAUUAAAGUUCUAG
Molecule: messenger RNA, 709 nt
Organism: Anopheles funestus (African malaria mosquito)
Lineage: Eukaryota; Metazoa; Arthropoda; Insecta; Diptera; Culicidae
Exons: 4
Coding region: 308-709 (133 amino acids)
Biological process (GO): regulation of transcription by RNA polymerase II
Cellular component (GO): transcription regulator complex; nucleus
Source: RefSeq, a predicted model, not a curated record